This is a messenger RNA of Musca domestica (house fly), 6076 nucleotides long. RefSeq names its product protein virilizer (gene vir). Bases 129 to 5837 code for a protein of 1902 amino acids. Lineage: Eukaryota; Metazoa; Arthropoda; Insecta; Diptera; Muscidae. Gene Ontology annotation, cellular component: RNA N6-methyladenosine methyltransferase complex. The transcript is spliced from 4 exons. The record is from RefSeq and is a predicted model, not a curated record. Gene Ontology annotation, molecular function: RNA binding.
AGUUUGUUGUCGGUCACUUUUUGCUUGCGUGAAUAUUUUUUAAUGAAAAAAAAACAAGAAAUUUGACAUAAAAUAUACAUAAAUUGUGCAAAAAUAGCAUUUAUAACUGUAAAAAAACACCCCACAAAAUGACGGACACUGAAGAUGUUAGUGAAUUAUUGUUUUUCGAUACAUUUUCCCAUGAAUCAGAUGCGGACAUCAAUUUGGAUCUGGUACAAUUUCCCAAGCCGGUUUUCAUCACACAAGUACGGAUAAUUCCGCUUGGUGCCCGUGUGCAGGCAGACUUCCCGGGUGGUGUUCGCUUGGGUGCCACCAAUCCCUCAAAAUUCGAUAUUGAGUUCUUUGUCAAUGAUUUGGGUAUGCCGGGUGCAUCGACAUUUGAGAACUUGGGCCAAUUGCAGUAUAAUCAAAACGAUUGCAUACAUCUGGAAUGUACCCAAGAGAAAAUUCCCACCGAUGGUUUGGUAUUGCGUGGUUGGUAUAAUACCAUUACAUUGGCGGUUUAUGGCAUACUGACAAAUUCCUUGACGGAAAAUAUAGCAAGUCCCCCGGCGGCACCAUGUGAACCUGAAGAUAUGGAAGAGCUGGCACCAAAUCUCAGCGGUGAGGCAAGAAACACCAGUUUACAAGAUGAGGAAAUGAAAGAAGAGUGGAAGGAACCAUUGCCGGGCGAAUUGCCCGUUGUCACCGCCCAUGGUCAUGAACGUGAAGAUAUUGAAUAUGAGGGCAUGCGUGCCCGUGGUUUAUCUUCAAGUGGUGAACACUAUCAUCGAGAUUCGGGUGAGGAAAGAACUGAAAGACGGGCACGGAAAUCAUCCCGAUCCUCGGAACGAUCACCAACAUCCUCCCGUAAUCGUUGCCAUUCAGAAAGCAAUGACAGGGAGUACAUACGUUCACGUGAUCGGGAACGUGAAACACGAGAGAGGGAAAAGAAUAUGCGAGAUUGGUCACGCAGUCCGGUAUAUGGCCAUAGAUCGAGAAGAAAACGUUCUGAACGUUCUCGGUCUGACAUCGAAGAGUCUCAUAAAUGGCCACGCACUCCACCAGCUACCAUAGUUUCGCCGGCCAGACCACGUUCCCCGGACUACAGUGAUGAGGAGUCUAGUGCGGCUGCUCAUUACAAGUCUUCGAAGCCACGUAACUACAAUCGCAGAUCGUCGGAGUCAUUGGAUGCUGUUGCAGCUAGCAAUGAAAACCCAGAAACCACCUUGCCUGAAGAAGAGGAAACUCCCGGUACACCCGUAGAACAAUAUGAACCCAUUUUAAGUGAUGAUGAGAUAUUGGACGAUGAACCUGACGACGAUUCGAAUACCAAUGAUGACCAGGCCCAGGCGGCUGAUGAAUUCGAGCAAGAAAUUCAAUUGGCUGCGGCCCAAGCAAAACCCGCAAUUAUUGACUUUAAUCCGUAUACCCAACCUGUGCAAAAACUCAACGAAAGUUUUGUAAAAAAAUAUGACAAAGAUGUUGAAGUUUUCCAAACACUGCUCGGCAAAUAUGAACAACAAACAAAAUGCGAUACCUUGCUGACAUUUAAAGAUGCAAGUACCGGGGCCGAAGAAAAGGAGGCAUUUGUUUUCCUUUGUGAACAAUUUAUCAAUCAAUUGUCUUAUAUCUCCUCGGACUACAAGAGGCGAGAUUAUAUUUUUAAGGAACUCUUUGGCAAGCAGGAAAAUUUGAAAUUGGUUUACAAUAUAUUAUUGGUCGCUUUGGAUUUUGAGGCGGCCUGUGCCCAGCCACAACCGGCAUUUAAGAUUAGACACAUAAAAACUGGGGCCAGAUUAAUGGAACUAUUAGCCCCUUCUGCAACGCUUUUUGAAUAUUUACUUAAUACCGUUAAUUAUGAUCCCUUUAAAGCCAUAUUGCUGCUGUAUCAUCAAAUGUAUAUGGCAUUGUCCAUUAAGUUGCUGUUGCUGAAGGCAAUCUAUGCAUUGUUGGACACUAAACCGGCACUUCAAUACUUCCUCUCCCCUGCCGUUGAUGGUUAUCAAUUAAUUUUGGAUUUGCUGCAUAGCUCAAAGUUAACGCGAACCAAAUACUUUUUACAAUCCAUUAUAAAGAAACUACAUUUAAAUGAGGCAUUGGCAACAAUAAGGGAUACGUGCACCAAUCUUUUUGUCCUCACCAACUAUGAACCGUCCAGCAUGGAACCAUUUAAUAUUUUAGAAUCAGCUGUGCUCCAAGUCAUUGAUGCUUUGCAUGAGAAUUGCCUCUCCUAUCAACAGCCGCGAAGAUUUUUACCUGUAUCAAAGAAAUUUGACAUUUCUUUGGACACCUCGGCCCAAAGAAGUUUUGCCAAUUUUUUGCGUUCAUAUUUCAAUCAUCAUACCUUGGCCGAAUCGUUGCUUUUGCUGCUGAGUAAUUGUGAUGCCCUGCCAUCUUCAUUGGUUUUAGCCAGUUUGGAUAUGUUGCAAGCUCUGCUAUCGACCCAUAUUGGUAUUGACUAUUUGGUUGAUGAUGGUUUUGAGGUUACUCAAAUGUUGGUGGCUAUUCUAUUGGGAAUUGAUGAUGUUCCAUCGCAGGAUAUGGAAGAUGUUGCCGAACCAGAGGAGGAAGAGGGAGAAGAUGCUGAAAUGAAGCCCUUGGACGGUGAAGCCAAAUCCCAACCAGAGGAAGAUGUUAAAAAAUCUCCCACAGAAUCAAAGGAAGUCACUGCAACAGAUACAACUGUCCCAACAUCAAGCACUGAGAUCACAGAUCCCAAAUCCAGCAAUGAUCCUGAGGCUAUGGAACUGGCCGAAAAUGAAGAAAUUCAAGUUAUGGCCCAAAAACAUUGCAAACGUUCCUAUGAAGAUCAGUUCAUUAAAUUAGGCAUUGAACUUUCCUACAAAGUGCAGACACGUUAUCAUCUUGAUGCCAUUAUUUUCUACUCAACUGUGGCUGAGCCCUAUGAUGCUGCGACAUUGGCUGGCCAUUUACAUGCCAUAUAUUCGCAAACCUGUAAUGCCGAUGGUCGCCAAUAUACCGUGGAAGUUAUUGGUCUGAAUAAUCAGUUGCACGUAUUCAUGGAUCUCAUAAAGCAGGAACAACGUUUACAGGCCCAAAGACAACUAUCGAGUCCUGGUGCCAAGUACAAGAGUCCCGUUCUCAGCUAUGCUGUGGAUAUGGUGGAUUGUUGUGUGAGAUAUUGUGAAAAUUUGGAUUACCUAAUUGAGUUUGGAAAACGGAUUUUGGAAUUGGCCAAAAAUCAUGAGACAUUCGAACCCUCCGUAUCGGCGGUGCUCCAGGAAUUGUUUGUCUAUUUGAAACCCAUAGAGGUGACAAAUAUCUUUUCAUAUGAUGACAUAACACCCCUGGUAGAGGUCAUUACCCGGUCCAUGGAAUAUGUAACCACAUUCCCGGGUGAUUUAAUAAUGGGCUUAAGGAUUUUGAGACACUUGGCUAUUGGGCCUUUCUCAAGACUCUAUAAAUCUGCCGAUACCGAGGAGCUUAAACAUCGCUACGUUGCCCUGCAAUUCUAUGCAGCGGAUGGUAUACAAACUCUUUUGCAGAUUUUGGAAAAAUUAUGUGCUUAUUUCGAACAACCUGGUCUACACACUCCCUCGUUGAUGACCAUUCAGGGUAUUCAUUGUUGUCAAAUUAUUCUGCCGACACUGCAAAUAUUACGUGAAAUGUUAUCAUUUGCGAUUCAGUGUCGUGAUGCGGAGUUUAAAGAUCUAACAGCUAUCGAUCAUUUAAUGCGGACCUAUUAUUUGAUGCAUUAUUUCCCCAGUAAUAGUCCCGCCGCGGCUGAAGUGGAAAAGUCGAAACAUGAAAUCAUCCAAACAUUGCUGGCCUACACACAACCCAAUGAGCAGCAUGAAGAGCUCUUGCAUAAAUCGCUGUGGACCCAAAUGAUCCGGGAGAUAUUGAAGAACAUUGACAGUCCAUCAACGUUUAUACCAGGACUACUUGUAUUGGCAGAAUUGUUGCCUCUUCCCCUGCCUGUACCGCUGCCACAAACCGAGGCCACAUCAACUGGAGAGACACUUAAAACAAAAGCCCAACGUUUACUUACGGAACGCAAACUCUGGUCUGCUCACCUGCAUCCACAGGGCGCACAAAUUGCCAGACUUAUUGAGGCCAUGGCUCCCUCAUCAUUCCCACAGUUAAGUGAUCUCUUGACACGUGUAUGCUUACAAUUGGCAGACCUGGCACCCAACAUGACAUUGUUGAUAUCGAAAACGUUCAGUGAUUUACUAUGCAAUGAAUGGUCCACGGCAGGCCAACAGCCAACGGCUCAGCUAUCCCGUCUAUUGGUAUUCUAUGCCCGCUUAAAUGUCUAUCCCUCCCUGAAGAUCUCAACAUUGUCCAUAUUAUCGGGAAAACUAUGGGAUUUGUUUCAACAAUUAUUGCUAAUUAAAAAUCCCUCAGAGAUUGGCAUAAAAUGUCAGAUAUCUGUACAUCGUCUGUUGGAAAGUUUUUUGGAUACAGAAAUCUCCUUUAUUGCCACCAAGAAUGUGUUGGCCAAUAACAACACCAAUCCUUUGCUCAAUUUAGCCUCAGCUUUGCCCAACAAAGAGUUGAUACCGAAAAUUGCCGAUGCCCUUUUUAGUAAUGUAAUGCAAGCAGAUAUAAAACAGGGUGAAGUAUCGGCAUUGGGCAUACGGAAUAUGAUCAUACUUACCGAUCAUGAUAUUACCUUUUAUCAUUUGUGUGCGGUAUUGAAACAGAAGAAGAUGGAAUUUCAAGAAUGGUUGACGAAGCUAACAGAUGUAAAUGAAAGCAUUACAGCCUAUAAUCCCAAUGUGGAGGCGUUGAUAUUGUUUUUGCGUUCCCUCACACAAAUUGAAGAUUUGAAUCAACAGUAUUCCUAUAUACCACCAAGAACCUUGAAAUUGACAGCCCAGGAAUUGGCCAUGAUAAUUGGUUUUAAUCGAGAAGAAAAGGAGAAAACUAUUAUUGACCGUUUGUUAGUCCUCCUGGAACGCGGUGAGUCGACAGAGGUAAAUGUCUCGCUCAAAAGUGAUUUGCAGCAGCUAAAGGAAAUGUUAACAUCCUGUGAUGUGGUUUUGUCAUCGGGUAACGAUGAAGAAUCUGUGGCCUCGGGAAAUGAGUUGAACAAUGAACCCACUUUACCCCAAACAGAAAGCAUUGUUUCCCAGUACGAUUCUAGGCCAGUUUUUACCAUCUACGAUGCCUUGAACGGCGAUGAUUAUCAAAUGACUAGCGAUUAUUGGUUACAGGCCCUUAACAUUGAUGACUUAACCGCACAGGACUUUGAGACCCAAUAUGAGCGGGUAACAUGUGACCUUACCGAAUUGGCCCAAUCCUGUCUAACACCGGAGUGUAAUCUAUCGUCAGAUUGUAAACGGGUAUUGCAUCUGUCUGCCUCGCCGCAGUCGAAUCGUGAACGUACACCCACGGCGCCAUGUUUCCGUACCCGGCGCGUGGAGGUAGAACCCAGCACUGGAAGACCAGAAAAGAAAAUCUUUGUAACUUCAAUGCGUGGUAGGGGCUAUGCAAGGCCACCACCAUCCAGAGGAGAUUUGUUCCGUUCACGUCCGCCCAACACCUCAAGGCCACCCUCUCUGCAUGUUGAUGAUUUUCUGGCUCUGGAGACAUGUGGAGCCCAACCAACUGGUCCCACAGGCUACAAUAAAAUACCACCCCUAAUGCGUGGUUCUCGGGUGGGCCGUAAUCGUGGCUCUCGUAUUUCGGCAGCAGCUGCUUAUCGUAAAACAAAACUCAUACGCACCAAUUCACCGCUGACAUGGAGCGAAAGUGGCCCGCCCUCACAUUAUCGUUCCAGUGAUUCUCAUUUUGGUGGUGGUUCCUCGGGAGAGCCACACUAUGUCACCUCACAUUUUACCGGACGUAUCCGUGGUCGUGGCCUAAGGUCAAGACCUUAUAUGCGCUAAAGCGAGCCAGCCAGCUUUGUGUGUGUUUUCUAAUUUAUUUUUAAUUAUUAUCAUUUCCAGCUUGCUGAACAAAAAGAAAAAAGUUUUCCAUUUUAGUUUCCUUUACUACUUUAUUGACUCAAUUUUAAAACAAUAUUGCUUUUUUUGCAUAAACAAAGACAAAAUACAAAAACAUAUUUAGUAUGUAUAGAACAAAAUACAAACAAACUAAUAAACAAAUUAUUUUAUUAUCAACGUCA